ACAACCAUGACGAGUGGUUUCCCACUUCUUCGAUUACCUUCAAAACCUCUACGUUUUCUACUUCAAACAAUGAAAUUAGUAGAUGUAGUGAGCAUCUCUUUUACCUCAAAAGCUGCAAAACGUCAUGUUGAGGAGUUGAACAUUAACGUUUCUUAUAUUAAUAUGUUUUUGUCAACGUCAACGAUGAGAUUAGUAGUCCAUUUCAAUGGUACUUCCCUGACUAUCCAAAUUCCCGAGAAUGAUUUUUCUGAACCACGGAAAUUAAACAAAAAACUGAAUUAUAUGAAAGUGAAGAAAGGCCCAAUUGCUGAGGAAGCAGAAGUAUUUGAGUGGAAACCGUCGGGAAUUCGGUUCAAAGAGAUCGCAAGUCAUGUUCUUGAAAUUUUCCACAAGACUGAAUUUGAUAUGCUCAUGAUUUCUUUCGAUUACGUCUACGACAUAAUGUUGCAAGAAUUGAAGGAUUUAAAGUUUCGAAGAUUACAUAUUUGGGCUAAUUGUCACCUGCAAAGAGUUCCCAUGAAACUUGAAGAUUUGUUGGUUUCAAAUAUUUCUGAAAUGCGUAUUGAUAAAUCAUUUCCCUUAAAUCAACUAUGCUUGUUUCUAAAACAUUGGAUUAAUGGAUCAAACGACCGAUUGGAAUAUCUCGAAAUGAAUCUUCCCGCCAAUUCCACUAAAACCCAAUUUAUUUCGAUUGCCUUGAAGGGUAUUGAUUAUCAAUUGGCCCCAACCGACAAGGAGUGGGAGAGUGCCAAUAAUGGGCUUAUAAAAACUACUGUCGUUAAAGCUGGAGGAUUUGAUAUCAGACGGAACGAUGGAACCAUUGCAACUGUUACUGUCGAUGAAACCUUUCAAUAUUUGCGUAUGUUUGUGUGGAAAUGAUAAUUCAAUCGAAAAACAAGUGUGUACUUUUUAAUGAUUGUUUUGAAUAAAGUUUUGUUAUU
Molecule: messenger RNA, 941 nt
Organism: Caenorhabditis elegans
Lineage: Eukaryota; Metazoa; Nematoda; Chromadorea; Rhabditida; Rhabditidae
Gene: fbxb-84
Product: F-box domain-containing protein
Exons: 2
Coding region: 7-879 (290 amino acids)
Source: RefSeq, marked reviewed